AUGUCGGCUGCUGUUACUAGAUUACAACAAUUAUCAAAACAUUUACAACCACAUUAUUCACCGAAUCCAGAAUCUUCAUUGUCUCCAGAAAAGCCUUUUAAAAUUUGUGUUAUUGGUUCGGGUAAUUGGGGUACUACAAUUGCAAAAGUUAUUGCAGAAAAUGCAUUAGCAAGACCACAUAUAUUUAGUCAUUAUGUUAAAAUGUGGGUAUUUGAAGAAAAGAUUAAUGGUCAAAAUUUGACAGAAAUUAUAAAUGCAAGAAAUGAGAAUAUAAAAUAUUUGCCCGGGGUAAAAUUACCAAAUAACCUAAUUGCGGAACCUGAUUUAUUAAAAACUGUUGAAGGUGCUGAUUUAAUUAUAUUUAACUUACCACAUCAAUUUUUACCAAAAAUUUUAAAAACUUUAAAAGGAAACGUUCCACCAACUACCAGAGCGAUUUCAUGUCUUAAAGGUUUAGAAGUCUCAAAAGAUGGUUGCAAACUAUUAAGUACUUAUAUCACUGAAGAAUUAGGAAUAACUUGUGGUGCUUUAUCAGGAGCAAAUCUAGCUCCGGAAGUUGCAAGAUGUAAAUGGUCAGAAACUACAAUUGGUUAUAAAUUACCAAACGAUUAUAGAGGUACAGGUAAAGAUAUCGACAGAUUUGUAUUAAAAGCUGCUUUCCAUAGAAGUUAUUUCCAUGUAAAUGUAAUUGAAGAUGUUGCUGGUGUUUCAGUUGCUGGUGCUUUGAAAAAUAUAGUUGCAUUAGCAGUUGGUCUUGUUGAAGGUUUAGGCUGGGGUGAUAAUGCAAAAGCUGCAAUAAUGAGAGUUGGUUUAUUAGAAACUAUUAAAUUUUCCGAAACUUUCUUCCCAGAAUCACAAUCAUCUACUUUCACAGCUGAAUCUGCUGGUGUUGCAGAUUUGAUAACAACCUGCUCUGGUGGUAGAAAUGUUAAAGUUGGGAGAUAUAUGGCAAAAACAGGUGCUUCUGCUGAAGAAGCCGAAAAGAAAUUAUUAAAUGGUCAAUCAUCUCAAGGUAUAGUUACAGCAAAAGAAGUUCAUGAAUUAUUAACAAAUGUUAAUAAAUUAGCUGAAUUCCCAUUAUUUGAAGCAACUUAUCAAAUUAUUUAUGGUUCAGAAUCAAUUGAAAAUUUACCAAAUUUAUUAAACAAUUAA
Messenger RNA from Insectozyma verbasci, 1152 nucleotides. NCBI's taxonomy places the organism in Eukaryota, Fungi, Ascomycota, Pichiomycetes, Serinales, Debaryomycetaceae. The record is from the annotation of a GenBank genome assembly.